Haliotis rubra (blacklip abalone) is the source of this 1415-nucleotide messenger RNA. RefSeq names its product endoglucanase E-4-like. The transcript is spliced from 10 exons. Gene Ontology annotation, biological process: carbohydrate metabolic process. Gene Ontology annotation, molecular function: hydrolase activity, hydrolyzing O-glycosyl compounds. Bases 1 to 1386 code for a protein of 461 amino acids. The record is from RefSeq and is a predicted model, not a curated record. NCBI's taxonomy places the organism in Eukaryota, Metazoa, Mollusca, Gastropoda, Lepetellida, Haliotidae.
AUGACACUGUGUUUAUCGGAGCUUCAGAUUUCUAUGCUUCUAUCUGUGGACAUCAUGCUGGUGUUGGUAUUGGCAGCUCUAGCGGCUGCAGCUUCGGCAGCAAGAUACAACUAUGGCGAAGCUCUUGGCAAGUCCAUCCUGUUCUAUGACGCUCAGAGAUCCGGCAAACUUCCGGCCAACAACCCCAUCAAGUGGCGAGCCGGUGACCACGUCAAGUUCAUUAGCUUGCCCAUGUCCAGCUCCUCCACCCUCCUGCUGUGGGGCUACUUACAGUGGAAAGAUGCCUAUGCCACAACGAAACAAACAGACAAAUUCUUUGACAUGAUCAAGUGGCCCUUGGACUACUACUUGAAGUGCUGGAUUCCAUCCAGUCAGACGCUGUAUGCACAGGUUGGAGAAGGCAAUGACGACCACCACUUCUGGGGCCGUGCUGAGGACAUGAAGAUGGCCAGACCCGCCUACAAACUCACACCAAGCAAACCUGGAUCAGAUGUUGCUGGAGAGAUUGCUGCCUCCCUAGCUGCUGGGUAUCUGGCAUUCAAACAGAGAGAUCAUGCCUACGCAAAUAAACUUCUGGCUGCAUCCAAGCAAAUCUAUGCGUUCGGAAAGAAGUACCCUGGAAAGUACAGUCAGAGUAUCUCGGAUGCCGGCCAGUUCUACUCAUCAAGUGAUGACAAGGACGAGAUGUGUGAGGGCGCCAUGUGGCUAUACAAGGCAACAAAUGACAAGUCCUACCUGGCCGAUGCCAAGGGAUUCCACGAGAAUGCCUGGGCGUGGGCUCUGGGAUGGGACGACAAGAAAGUCGCUUGCCAGCUGCUGUUGUACGAGGCUACCAAGGACUCUGCUUACAAAGCGGAAGUGGUGGGUUUCUUCAAGGGCUGGCUCCCUGGUGGCUCCAUCACCUACACUCCAUGUGGACAGGCGUGGAGAGACCAGUGGGGCUCCAACAGAUAUGCAGCUAACUCUGCCUUUGUUGCGCUGUUGGCUGCUGAUGCUGGUAUUGACACUGCAACCUACAGGAAGUGGGCAGUUGAGCAGAUCAACUACAUCCUCGGGGACAACAAGUACGGCAUCAGCUACCAGAUCGGCUUCGGCUCCAAAUACCCCAGGAAUCCUCAUCACAGAUCUGCUUCCUGCCCCGACCGUCCAGCUCCCUGCACAGAGGCCAACCUACACGCUUCCGGUCCCAGCCCCCAGCUCCUUGUGGGCGCCAUAGUGGGAGGCCCUGGUAAAGAUGACUCCUACAAGGACAACAGGGAGGACUACGUCCACAACGAGGUGGCCUGCGACUACAACUCAGGGUUCCAGUCUGCUCUAGCUGGUCUCACUCAUCUUGUCAACACCAAGGAGCUGCCAGCCAUUCCCGCACCAAAGUGUCAUGGUUAAAAAUAUUUUUCUGUGAAUAAAAAAAUAUU